UUGGUCAGUUUCGGUUUUCAGCAAUAUGGCAGCCGCUACGGUAGUGGAAGAUGAUUCAGUGCGUUAUUAUCUGUUUCCAAAGAUUUAUAACGGUACCGAUGACAAAACCUAUUUGGAAAAGAAAAAAUACGAGUACCUAGCGAAGCUGUUCCCUCUAACUUCUUCAUACAUAUGGCAGAAUGAGUGUUUCAACCUAGGCGUGGUUGAUGCGGUGAAGGACGAUGUACCCCCUCAUAUGGAAGGCAUUACCUACUAUGGUGAGAACAUCGAAGAUGAAUGGUUCAUUGUAUUCCUUCUGCUACAGUUGACGAAAGAAGACGAUGAUCUUAUUGUUCAGGUUCAAGAUUCAGAUGGUGACUUUCUGCUUAUUGAGGCUGCAGACCAAAUUCCCAAGUGGCUCAACCCAGACUCCAGUCAGAAUAGAGUGUUCCUCUACAGAGGUGUUGUGCAUAUAUUAUCUACUGACCAAAUUCCACAAGAACAGAUGCCAACUUUACUAGCAUCCCUUUCAACACUGAGGAAAGCGUCUCACAAUACGAGAGCCUCACCAGCAGUGCAGUGUGCAAUAUUUAGUCGGUUGGAAGGCUACCCAGAACGACACCAUGCACUGCAGCACAAUACUCAAUGUUUCUUGCCAGCCACAGCAGCUGCCAUCUUACAACAUGAUCCACAGCUGAUAGGACCUGCAGUCAACGCCUUUGUGUCCCGAGAUCCCUCUGAGGCAAAGGUCCUUCGUGCCAUGAGGUAUUUUCCACCAGAGACACGUGUCAUGUGCAACGUGUGCUUCACGCGCUGUCUCUAUGCUCAACUUCGACAGCAUCGCUACGUUCCUGAUCGCAGAACAGGGUGGAACCUUCCUCCAAAUAAUGCACCACAAUUUGUUUCCCAUGACUUAGGACUCAAACUGGCUUGUGGACUGGAGAUCUUGGCAGCUGCGAAGGAAGGCAGAAAUGGUGCUUCAAUCGACUACUGUAGGGAUGUGCGGUGGAAAUGCUUCUUAGAGAGUCUGACAUCAAAAGGAUAUUUCAAGGGUGAACUAGAAGGCUCAUUGCUUUACCAGAAGCUCCUGCAGGAUGCAAAAGAGUAUUUUGCACAGUCCCUGGAUGAUGUCAGUUGUACAAGGAUGCGAACUCAAGCCGGAGAUCGAGUUGUCCAUUUGCUGAACACAUUGGAUGUCAACCUGGAGAAGCUAAAGGAAAUGGAAAAAAACCUCAAGCCUUCUGAUGAUGAUGCAUGGAUGGACAUUACACCUGAUGAGCUGGAGGCGCUCUUGUCCAGGUACUCACUGCGGGGAGACCAGGCUGAUAAAGAAUCAAUCAGAAAUUCUAAGAAUACACAACUAGGAAGUGCCAUCACAAAAGGCUUAGAAUCUUUUGUGCACCACACCUCAGAUUACAGUGGGGCAGAAGUUCCAGGGACCAACAGCAAAAAAACAGUGGAAAAGGCAACAGUAACCCUCAAUGCUGAUGCUUUCUGUGAUGCAGUUAGUGCUAUUCUUGACUUUAAACUCCCACCCUCUGAUGAGGACUCAAGUUCUAUGAGCAGCUAUGGAGAUGAAGAUGACUACUUAGGCGGGGAACAAGAUUAUGAAAAUAAAGAUUGCACAGCUGAAGGUAGUGGAGGUGCAGAUAAAUUGGUGCCGAACAUGAUGACCUACAUGGACCUCAUGGAUCGUGAACUUGCUGCAACAGAUGUAGGUCUCAGCUUUGAGCGUCUACCAGCACCUUCUAGAAAUAGAGAGAAACAUCAAGCGGAAAAGGAGACCCGCAAGAUGGCUGCCCCUCGUGCAACAGCUGAUAGCGAUGACGACAGUGACCUUGAGGAUUAUCAGCCUGUUGACGUGGACCUCACUGCUCUCAAGAACAUUCUGCUGUCCUACAGCAGUCAAGAGGGACUACCCGGGCCUGCUGGAAAUGUGUUAUCGUCCAUGGGAAUUCAUCUGCCUCCAGAUUUGGAAUCAUAAGGGCCAACUGUUAAGAAAUACAUGUAACAGUGGCUUGCAUGACGUCCACUGGUAACAAAAGGAACACUCUCAGUAAUGAUGCCUCGGGUAUCUGUGGUCAAGUAUUCACGCUAGAAAGAGAUUGUUCGAAUGGCUAAGAACCAGCUCCAUUAAAGACGACUCACAGCUGAGCUGUAUUUCAUGUUUUAAUUAUUGAAUCAAUAAAAAGCAGAAGUGCCUAUGUCUGCAGGCAUCUCAAUA
Ornithodoros turicata is the source of this 2203-nucleotide messenger RNA. It is a transcript of the gene ecd, whose product is annotated as protein ecdysoneless homolog. The transcript has 12 exons. The coding region runs from base 26 to 1963 and encodes 645 amino acids. Lineage: Eukaryota; Metazoa; Arthropoda; Arachnida; Ixodida; Argasidae. Gene Ontology annotation, cellular component: nucleus. The record is from RefSeq and is a predicted model, not a curated record.